Messenger RNA from Brienomyrus brachyistius, 2117 nucleotides. RefSeq lists its product as uncharacterized. The transcript has 9 exons. Lineage: Eukaryota; Metazoa; Chordata; Actinopteri; Osteoglossiformes; Mormyridae. Bases 49 to 1587 code for a protein of 512 amino acids. The record is from RefSeq and is a predicted model, not a curated record.
AAAAUGUAUCUUGAAAUGAUUUUCAUUUAGCCUAAGUAAAAUCAUUAAAUGUCAUGUAAUCCUUUUGUUUACACACACUUGUUUGAAUCUUUUCCAGCAUUUGCAAAGUUUGGUGUGCCAGCCAUAAUAGAAGGUGUGAAAGUUUUUGACAGUUCAGGGACUGAGUUGGAUGAUGAUGUAUUUGAAGAUAUAGUAACGGAUCCCUCAACUGGGGUACUAACCAUCAAAUAUGACACAGGUUUGGAAACAGCUGCUACAGAAGUGUCUCCUGAGCAGUUGCAGUUAUCAUCGUCACAUUCUUCAGAUUCACAGGACACGGUCAUCGUUUCAGACAGCCCUUCUAGGAAACGCAGGAAGCUGGACGCAGAGGCUAAGCAAUUGGUGGAAUCCAUUCUCACCAGCAAACCUGCCGGAGAACGUAUAAUAAAUGAAUACAUUCGAACCAAGUCCUUGGUGGAUGAAACCAGAAGAAAAAUGGUGAACAUACUGGUAGCUGACAUGACAGAAAAAAAUGGAACAUCACCACCACACCAGGUAAAAGAAAUGUAUGCCAGAGGAAUUGUAACCUUAUUCCCCUACCUCAGUGACCCGUACUCCAAAAAUGGCUAUGAACAUUAUUAUGAUGGUGAGAGUGGCACUGGGUACUUGGCCUGGAGGAUUAAAACCAUACAGAGAUGCAGUACUAAAGACAGGCGAUUAUCAUUUGGAGGAGAUGGAUCAUCGGGUGAAAACCAGUGUGGAGGACCAACUGGAAGACGAGAGUUGCAGUUUGUUACAGAGGAGGUGCUGAGUGAGGAUGAGUGCAAGGAAGCAAUCUCACUGAUGAAACAUUCAGCUGAUGAAGACACAGUCAAGAAGAAGAUGAAGUUGACAGCAGUUUAUCGCCGCAACAUGGUCCUUGACCCCUUGCUGUCAAGCAACAUACUAUCCGAUUUUCCACGUUUUAAAGGCUUGAUUGAACAGGAUUUUGUACUGAUGUUUGGUAAGGAUGUAUCAGGCAGGUUUCUGGAGAGGUGGCCAACAACAUUCAAAGGAAAGAUUAUCCAACAAGGCAGAAAGCUUCCUUCUGCCAGUGACCUGGAAGAACUCUUGCUGGCAGCUGACCCUCCUGAGGAUGCCACUGAAGUUAAUGCUGACAUUGGUUGGGACAGUGACCUCUCAACAAUUUUAUUGCUAUUACAUCUGAUUCCACCAUCUGGACAGGGCCGGAAAAGACCAGGAAAGGUGUCAGCUUCCCAAGCGGAAAAGCAUCUUGUGGUCUUCAAGAAGACUGGGACAAAUAUCCAAGAGCAUCUUGAUGCCAUCACUACUAGCACUCAACCCUACCUCUUGGCUGUUGGGGUGAAGAAGAAUGACAUCCACCAGUACUUCAUUAUUCUUGACAAGAACGCCAUACCAUGCAAGUCAACCUCUUCUCUAGGUUCUUUUGAUGAAUUGUUUAAAGCACAUUUUGUGUUUGGUACAUCUUACAACACCAUGCUUCACAACAUGUACACAUUCAUCCAAACCACUGUGUACAACAUAGAUGUUGGCAAAGUCAAAGAAAGUCCCCGAGUUGCUGAAGUAAGGGCAAGGUUGCUUCAUUAGUGCUUGAAGUUUGAAUCCCAUUGAAUUCCUCCAUGAAGUGUUUUGUCUGUCAGGCUGAGUUUACUGGUUCAAAAAUGCUUGUUAGGCAUUUACGGUUAGUUCAUGGUUACUUACCUGGAAAAAAUCUUCGCCUUAAAUGUGCCCAGCGUGGCUGUGGCUGUGUGUUUGGUACUUUUUCUGGUUUUAGAAAACAUUUAAAUACCAAACACCUUAACUAUUUUGACCAACAGGCUGACACUGAUGUUAAUCUCCAGCCUGAUGUGGCAGUUAAACAAGUUAGCAGUGCAGGGGAGGUGGUGUCAACUAAUGUAGAAGAGACACCCACAACAUCCGAAAUAUUGAAGUCAAAUAAAAGCACUCUGGAUAUGUGUGCCUCUGCUGUUGCACAGUUCAGGGCAGCGGGAUUAAGCCAAUCUACUGUAAAUAGUUUUGUCUCCUCAAUGGAAGAACUGUUUUUUGAGAUUCAUACUCAGGCUAAAGAUACAGCCUUACAGAGCUUACCUUCACAGGACACCACAAGUAAAAACAAA